AAGAGUCCGGGUAAACUACGAGAAGAUGAGGAGGGCAAACCUCCACGCGUCAAGUCACUUCUCUCUACAAGACCCGGACAGGUGAGGUGUGGAUCAAGGCCAAGGACGACCGUUCGGGACCCGAUCACCCAACCCAGACCAAGCAGCAGCUGAGCUCAGAACGACGCUUCGAAUCGAUGAGAGCGGCUCCGUACCGAGCGGCCUUCCGACACCAGCAAGCUGUCGCGGGUCUCCGAAAACAGAGGUGAGGGAGGAGUGAGGGCAGACUUCCUGAAGCGAAAAACGACUCCGGGAAACCUUUGGCAACUAUCGCCGGAGUAGCACCUUCCGGAAGUGCGCCAAGCUUUCGGAAGAAACCCGGCACAAGAUGGCGGCGCGUCACGUGAGCAACGCGGUGACGUAGGACGGCGGCCCGCGCGGAGGGACCGCCUUAACUUCACCCCCCACGCUCAACUACUCAGUUUUGCCCCCCUCUCCUACCCCGCCCCCGGCCUGGUGUAGAUCAUGCCGCCAGAGGCGGCCCUGACUGCCGAGGAAACGGUAGCCUAGGACAGUUGGCUGUUAAGUGACACAGAUUCUCCCCGCUCCGCCUAAUCCCUGGGAGAGGCACAUACCCCGCCGCGUGAGGGCGUGGAGAAGUGGGUAGAGAAUUUCGGAUCCACCUGGGAGGGGGGAGUGGAAGUUCCCGCCCCGGACAGCGGCGAGGCGGCAGCCACAGUUGAUUAUGGAAGAUUCCCACAAGAGUAACACUUCAGAGACAGCACCGCAACCUGGUUCUGCAGUUCAGGGAGCUCAUAUUUCUCAUAUUGCUCAACAGAUGGCAUUAAGAGGAUCUGCGCCAGUGACAAUUAUACCUCUUCCUGGAGAGCAAGUACAGGUUCAGGGGGUCAUCCAGACAGCUCAGUCUUCUGUAAUUCACCCACCACACGUGCAAACGGUGUCAUCUUUAUCAGAAAGUGAGGAGUCUCAGGACUCAUCAGACAGUAUAGGCUCUUCACAGAAAGCCCACGGGAUCCUAGCACGGCGCCCAUCUUACAGAAAAAUUUUGAAAGAUCUAUCCUCUGAAGAUACACGGGGCAGAAAAGGAGACGGAGAAAACCCUGGAGUUUCUGCUGUCACUUCUAUGUCUGUUCCAACUCCCAUCUAUCAAACUAGCAGUGGACAGUACACUGCAUCAGGAGAUAUGCAGACAUAUCAGAUCCGUACCACACCGUCAGCUACUUCGCUGCCACAAACUGUGGUGAUGACAUCUCCUGUGACUCUUACAUCUCAGACAUCUAAGACAGAUGACCCCCAACUGAAGAGAGAAAUAAGGUUGAUGAAAAACAGAGAAGCUGCUCGAGAAUGUCGCAGAAAGAAGAAAGAAUAUGUGAAAUGCCUGGAAAAUCGAGUUGCAGUCUUGGAAAAUCAAAAUAAAACUCUAAUAGAAGAGUUAAAAACUUUGAAGGAUCUUUAUUCUCAUAAAAGUGUUUGAUUAAGAAAGAAAAUAUUUUUGCAGACUUGCCUAAAAAUUAGAUGGAUUUCUUUUCUUUUUAGUGGAGUUUUAUAAAUUAAAAGGUCAAAAAUGAAGCUUUUUAUUUAGGCUUUUGCAACUCAAAGAUAAUUUUAUGCAAGAGAUCUGGUGACAGAAGAUGAAGUGGAAAAUGACCUCAAGGAAGUCACUAGCACAGGUGGAAGCUCUGGAAAAAUGAAACCCACUGAAGAAGAGGGAAGUGAGCUCUCACACCAAUUUGAAUUUCCUAAAUGACAAUAACCCAAAAAUGCCAGAGAAGAUGAAAUUUGGUAAAUUAUUUUUAAAAUCAGUUUACCCUGUAGGUUUGCAUUUCUUACUGUUUCCUAAAAUUUACCUUUUUCACUUGUGUGUGUGCGCGCGCGUGUGAGUGUUUUAUUUCUGCCAAUAAAUUUUAAAUUACAAAUAGAAAAGCUAAUACAUAACUAAAUAUAUAAAUUAUGUGUUCUGAUUACGUAUACUUGUUCUAUCGUCAGAUCGUUGAAAUGGGUUUUUUAAAGUUUGUUUCUUGGACUUGAGAGGCUUUUGAGACUUGGGUUUAACUGUUUUUGAGGCUUUGUCCUCAAAGGCAUUUAAGGUACAUGAAUGGAGUAUGGUGAUUUUGUAACAUUUUUUAUCAGAAUGGAAAGAGAACUUCUGUUUAAAAGUUUGAUACUUUUAAAUAGUUUGUUUUUUGGUUACUCUGGGAAUGGAGAUUUUCUACAAAUAUAUAAUAAAUUGUUUUUUGAUUCUAUAUUCUGUAUGCAGUUGAAUAUACAUUACCUAUUCUGUUGUGCUUUAAUAGAAUGGAAUGUUUACAGGCCCUUGAGAUAUUAGAGUAUUUUUUAAAAAUCUUCUGAAGAUACAUACCAAAGUUUUCCAAGAGGAUUUUAUAAUCAAUUUAAUGUAAGGUUUAUCAGAUUCUAAAAUCGUAUGGUUAUUAAGGCAAUUUUAUGUUAGAGACUAUUUUGUAAUGUAGCGAAUGGUACAUUUCUAAGAAAAGUGACUGCCGAUAUAUUUUUAUAGCUAAUCUUUAUAAAUUCUAAAGUUGAGUUUUUAAUUAUUUUAAAUGUUUAUAUAGUUUAGUAAAAAAAAAAAUAUUUUGCAUCUCAAAAGUAUCAUUUUUAUAUUAUGAGAAGUAAAGUUUCCAGAUUGGCUAAUAUUUGAAUUGCAAGUUUUGUAUGCAGUUUAUCCAAAGCUCAAGAAUGCCAUCCGUACCCCAGUGUUUAACCUCUGUAUUCCAGUUUGUAUACACUCUGAAAUUGUACUGCAGAACUAUUGUGCGCUUCUUACACAAUAUGUAUCAUAUUGUUGUCUGUGAAAUUAAAGGAUAUUUGAUAAAAUUAA
Messenger RNA from Neofelis nebulosa (Clouded leopard), 2836 nucleotides. RefSeq names its product activating transcription factor 1 (gene ATF1). The transcript is spliced from 7 exons. Gene Ontology annotation, molecular function: RNA polymerase II cis-regulatory region sequence-specific DNA binding; protein binding; DNA-binding transcription factor activity, RNA polymerase II-specific. Gene Ontology annotation, biological process: regulation of transcription by RNA polymerase II. The record is from RefSeq and is a predicted model, not a curated record. Gene Ontology annotation, cellular component: ATF4-CREB1 transcription factor complex; nucleus. The coding region runs from base 725 to 1474 and encodes 249 amino acids. Lineage: Eukaryota; Metazoa; Chordata; Mammalia; Carnivora; Felidae.